GCAAACUACAGGACAUGUUAAUCCCGUGAAUUACUGGAAAUAGAGUGGAUGAUAUGUGUAGGCUAAUACCCUUUUGUUAUGUGUUCUCUCUCUCUCUCCAAAGUAGCAAAGGUACAGCAUUCUCAGGGCAUUUAUUGUCAGCGUGGGGAGGGAGGAGACGAGGGAGACGAGAAUCGCGUUGUGUCUGUCAUCUGAUUCUUUUCCUGCUGGGAGAAAAAAAAGUGAGCGAAACCCCACCCUCUCUCGCAGACUGUAAGCACGGACGUAGUGUGGUGCGAGAACGGGACGAGAGAAGGCGUUAGAAGGAACGGGAACAUGACAAUAAACCUACAAAAAACAACAACGCUUUUCCGGAUGUCUGUCUUUAACAGCUCACGAAGAUGUUGGAUUUAACUUGUGAACUGUCAGAGGACUUUAGGAACUAAAUGGUGUCUGCUUGAUGUGUGUUUCACUUUAAAAAAUAGACCAAGUUUGUUUGUAUGGUCCUUCCUGUUCAAAAAACUCGAUGGAAAGAAACUUCACUUUCUUCAUGUGAUCGUUCAAGAACUUGACAGCGUCCUACAUCUGCUGAGCAAUCACACGAUGAGACCGUGAAUAUGCCAGAAGAGACGGAAUAUUAUGACCGAAAACGCAGUAGUUUUCGGCUAGGACCGUUACUGACUUUGUGAGAGAGCUGACCAACUUGUCGUAUAGCACGGGUGCGCAAAAACUCAAUGCUCCUUUCCUGCCAUUCUUCUCGACUUCUCUCCGCUUCCUGCUUGUGGUGGUCACGGCACUUAACGACUAAAAAUACAGAAAAGUCUAGAUGGACAACUGAAUCGAGCUGGGAUUAUUUCGGUCACUUUGCCAGACAAUGCGCGAUCACUCAACAUUUAGAGCAGUUUGUGCUGUUGCGUUGUAAUUCUGCUACAUUGUUGCAAUAAGGACAUUCACAGAGUUGUAUCUUUUGAUUAGACUAAACAGUAUUUUUUAUGAAGAUUUCCGGAUUGCCGUUUUAGUAUACGCAUUUUAUAUGAUGUGGUAAAAUUCAUUCGGCUAAUAACCAGGAAACGAUAUUGCAACAUGAACUCUUAACAGGCAUAGCAUUGUCAAUCAUGCCUUUUUACGCACUGGCACGGUUGACAAAAUUAUUGCACACAGUGCGCCCUUGUGUUUGACCAUUGUCAUUUUAUAUGGAGACAUAUGCAUUCCAUGUCUGCUCGUUUCGGUGAUAUCAGUUCAGCUACAGCUAAACACGACUCUGUGUUUGCUUGCUUGACUUCGGAGUGGAUUUUACAAGUCCCUGAUGAACCCACUAAACGCACAGGACAGGGAGAGCGGAGCUAUAAAGUACGCAUUUGUACUUUAUUUUCAAUAUCUCACAAAAUCCAGCCAGGUUUAACCCAUCAUCGACGUAGGCUCCAUGGAGCCGCUGAAGAACAUAUUCACUCGUGGCGGCCCUCUGUCAAAUUGGAAAAAUCUCGAACAGUCGCAAAAGGGAAACUUUACCAAUCCUGUAUGGACCGCGCUUUUCGAUUAUGAAGCGUCUGGCAAAGACGAGCUCACCCUCCGCAAAGGUGACUUGGUCGAGGUGCUGUCACGGGACUCGGAGAUAUCCGGGGAUGAGGGUUGGUGGGCGGGUAAGGUAAACAAUAAAGUUGGCAUAUUCCCUUCGAACUACGUCUCUUUUAAGCCCAGUGGUUAUGGCAAACUACAGGGCAGUGGAGUGGUCGGCCCUGCAGUUGUUGCCGAGUUCCAACCCGAGGCAGUGGAUUUUCGGGACCUCAGCUUGGAGGAAGUUAUUGGCGUGGGUGGCUUCGGUAAGGUGUACCGUGGGACCUGGAGGGGCGACCUGGUGGCUGUGAAGGCUGCCCGCCAAGACCCAGACGAGGACAUAAGCGUCACUGCCCAAAAUGUGCGGCAGGAGGCUCGGCUGUUUGCCAUGCUCACUCACCCGAACAUUAUCGCUCUCAAAGGGGUCUGCCUGCAGGAACCAAACCUGUGCCUCAUUAUGGAGUACGCUGCUGGUGGCCCGCUGAGCCGGGCCCUUGCCGGACGUCGCAUCCCCCCACAUGUCCUUGUCAACUGGGCCGUGCAGAUAGCCAAGGGAAUGCUCUACCUCCACAGCGAGGCUAUUGUACCCGUCAUCCACAGAGACCUGAAGUCAAACAACAUCCUUCUGGCUCAGCCCAUCGAGCAGGAGAGCAUGGAAGGGAAGACGCUGAAGAUCACAGACUUCGGCCUGGCGCGGGAGUGGUACAAGACCACCAAGAUGAGCACGGCCGGCACCUACGCCUGGAUGGCCCCCGAGGUCAUCAAGUCCUCCACCUUCUCCAAGGGCAGCGACGUCUGGAGUUAUGGUGUUCUGCUGUGGGAGCUGCUGACGGGCGAGGCGCCCUACCGGGGCAUCGACGGCCUGGCCGUGGCCUACGGAGUGGCCGUCAACAAGCUGACCCUCCCCAUCCCCUCCACCUGCCCCGAGCCCUUUGCCCAGCUCAUGUCUGAGUGCUGGGACCAGGACCCCCACCGACGGCCCAGUUUUGCCUCCAUCUUGGCUCAGCUGACGGCUCUGGAGCAGCAGGUGAUGGAGGAGAUGCCUCAGGACUCAUUCCAUUCACUGCAGGAGGACUGGAAACUGGAGAUCCAGCACAUGUUUGACGAGUUGCGCGCCAAGGAGAAGGAGCUGCGCUGUCGCGAGGAGGAGCUGAAGCGGGCAGCGCUGGAGCAGAAGUCUCACGAGGAGUUCCUGCGUCAGCGCGAGCAGCAGCUGGCCCAGUGGGAGCAGGACGUGUUCGAGCGCGAGCUCAGCCUCCUCAUCCUCCACAUGAACCAGGAGAAGCCCAACGUUAAGAAGCGCAAGGGCACCUUCAAGAAGCACAAGCUCAAGAGCAAGAACGGAGAGAAGAUCAGCAUGCCACAAGACUUCAUCCAUAAGAUCACGGUACAGGCGUCUCCGGGCCUGGAGAAGAGGAGGAACUCGCCCGAUAUGGGAACGGGAACGUCACCCACCUUUGGCCCGCGCUUCCGAGCCAUCCAGCUGAGUCCCAGUGAUAACAGCCGGGCGUUUGGUCUGGGCUCCCCGUGGCCCCUGGACUCUCUCCCUCUGAAGGCAGCCAACGGUGAGCGCAGGCUGGCCUCCCACUGGGGCCCCCAGAGCCCCAAGAGCCCCAAAGUACUGCGGCUCAGUCCACAGGAGAGCAGUCUUUGUAUGAGGGCCAAGCUCCUGGAGAUGGACAGCAGUGAGAACGGCGACUCCAAGGCCGACUUUGAGGUGUACAGGCCAGCCUCCCCCACCACCAACGGCUCAGGUUCUAUGUCCUACUCUGUGAAGGAGCCUGCCUGGACUACCCUGCCUGAGGAGGACAGUGAGAGUGAGGAGGGGGGUUCCCCCUGCAACUCCCCUCGCCCUGUGCCCUCGUCACACCAUCACCACCACCACCACCACCCCAAAAGCACCCACCGCGCCCUGCUCAGUAGCGCCACCCUGCUGGCCGCCGUGGCAUGGGGCCGACAACUGGACCCGGAGCCCGUGGACACCCCUCCCAAAGUGCCCCCGAGGACUAAUGCACUUCCUCAGCCAGUCCCCGCCCUGGCCUCCCUCUCCGCCCCUUGUCCCAUCCACUCCGACCCGGAAGUGAAAGUCGUGGAGCCGGAGUCGGCGAUGAUGGGCGACCUCAUCACCUUCAGCACGGACUCGCUCCCCAGGGGGCUGCUGUUCGACUUCCCGCCGCCUGCGCCACCGCGCUCGCCCGCCGCCGCGCCACGCUCGCCCGCUCCCACGUCACUCUGCCCCGCCACCGCGCCACGCUCGCCCGCCACCGCGCCACGCUCGCCCGCCACCGCGCCACUCUCGCCCGCCACCGCGUCACUCUCCCCCAUGGAGAUCCGGCCGUUGCCCCUCACGCCACCGCCACCCAACCCCCACCGCCACCGCACGCCCCAGCACAGCCCCAAAGAGUGGGCUGUCCCCGCCAGCAAUGGAGAGCCGCCCAGUGACCCGGCCUCCAGCCAGGGAGGAGAGAGGAGGAGAAGGUCCAGCCAAGGCCUACACGCCUCUCAACUGGUGUUGGACCUGCCCCUGUGUCAGGAUAGCCAAGACAGCCAUCAGACCACCUUCACCAUCUACCCCCCUAACCCCCACCUGCUGAGCCCCAAGUCCCCCCGCAUGGAGGUGCAGAUCAUCCCACGCCCGCGACCUUCGCCCAUGCGGCCUCGUAUCGACCCCUGGAGCUUUGUCUCCGCGGGCACUGCCCGGAUCGGAGGGACUGGUGGCGGUGGCAGCAAGCCGGGAACCCCAUCGGACGCCCGAUCUCCCGGGGCUUCGCCACUGGGCUACCAGCUGUCUCCCACCAACCCUUUCAUCACGAACUGCGGGCACCCCUUCCCCUCGCCCGAAUAUGACCCUUUCACCCUCAAGGCCCAGCCGGCGGCCUCUAUGUCCAUCGACUCGCCCACGCCUUCGCCCUUUGACCCCUUCUCGGCUCCGCCCUUCCCCACCGCCAGCACCGCCGCCACAACCUCGCGCUCAGCGCCGUGCUCGGCCAACGGGAGCCCGACGCUGUCCUCGCUCCGCGUGGCGCCGCUGAACCCGGCUGACUCGCCCUUCGUGGACCUGGGCUGGGCGGCAACGGCGGCGGCGACGUCAAUGACGCGUGGACGACCAAUAGAGGUCGCAAAAGAGCGGCUGCUGUCACCGCGGAGAGCUCUGGGUCUCAGUCCCUUCAGGUCCCCAGCGCAACUCCGAGACGAUCGCUUCUGAAUACACACACACACACACUCCCAUACACACACACACACACACAGGAUGCCCCUCCCCAUCACAGCCUCACAGGGAGAUCCAAAACCGAGGUCUCAUUUUUUCCCUUAUGUAUUUUUAUUGGGGGGGGGGGGGGAGUCAUGGAAGGGCUUUCUCUGAGGAAACAUGGUGAGUUGUCCUUUUUUUAGGGCACAGGGGAUUUGGACUCUUUUGGACUAAAAGGAAAAAGAGAAGAGGAGAUGGAGAAGAAAGGAUACAUAACAGGAAAAGGAGACUCCACACAC
This is a messenger RNA of Alosa sapidissima (American shad), 5019 nucleotides long. RefSeq names its product mitogen-activated protein kinase kinase kinase 11. The record is from RefSeq and is a predicted model, not a curated record. Gene Ontology annotation, molecular function: JUN kinase kinase kinase activity; protein binding; ATP binding. The coding region runs from base 1403 to 4738 and encodes 1111 amino acids. Gene Ontology annotation, biological process: positive regulation of apoptotic process; protein phosphorylation; microtubule-based process. NCBI's taxonomy places the organism in Eukaryota, Metazoa, Chordata, Actinopteri, Clupeiformes, Clupeidae. The transcript is spliced from 10 exons. Gene Ontology annotation, cellular component: centrosome.